Molecule: messenger RNA, 2902 nt
Organism: Entelurus aequoreus (snake pipefish)
Lineage: Eukaryota; Metazoa; Chordata; Actinopteri; Syngnathiformes; Syngnathidae
Gene: mfrp
Product: membrane frizzled-related protein
Exons: 13
Coding region: 198-1961 (587 amino acids)
Molecular function (GO): protein binding
Source: RefSeq, a predicted model, not a curated record
GAAGUGCAGAUAUUUCUUUUUUUUUAAUUGGAAAUGAAUACUUUCAUUUUCAAGUCUCUGUGUGGAGCAUGUUGGUGGACGUCCAUUACAGGACCUGCUCACCACUAAAGCUUUACACUUGGACAAAUUCUGCAACAUUUCCUGGCGGACACAUGGAGCGUUUCCCGGGUCCCUGACAGAGGAGCAGCACACCAAAGAUGUCUGAUCUCAGCCAAGUAGUCGUGGACUCUCGUGACGGCUCAGACAUCUACAAGAAUGUGUUCUGCAACCCUGCCUAUGAGCUGGAGGGGGAGUGUGACGAGCAUGAGGAGGGAUUUCGAGGGACAUUGUCCACCCCUGAGUUAUUGAAACCACAAACAACUGGCCGAGGUUGGGGUAUUUUCGUGGUGUGCUUUCUGCCACUGCGGCAUCACCGUGGUCGGGGUAAAGGGAUUUGUGCUGCUGCCUUAGUGCUGGUCGCAGCUCUUGGUCUGACACUGGCUCUCAUCCUCACACAGGUUAAAGGUGAAGAGGGCGAAGAGCAGCUGUCGUCCUCCAGCCCUACUACCAUGCUGAAUGCAGGAGGACGAGAGAUGUCCACAAGUCCUGCAAUCAGCAUCCAACAGGACAGUACGGCUACUCCUUCCACGACUGAAACACGUUGUGGCGGAGUUUUAACCGACUCAGAAGGUUUUUUCAGCUCACCAAAUCACCCCGGCUCCUACCCGCCGAACACGCUGUGUGUGUGGGUGAUCCAAGCCACGCCCCCUCUCCUGGUCCAGAUCCAUGUGUCCUCGCUGAACGUGGAGGGCCCAUCGCCAUGUCUGUUUGACUGGCUGGAGGUGCAGGAGCAUGGAGAGCACAGCUCUUGGGCAACCAGGUUCUGUGGUGUUGCAGCUCCAGCAACCUUCAACACAAACAGCAGCACAGUGUGGGUGACCUUCCGCUCUGAUGGAAGCAUUACAGGCAGCGGCUUCACAGCGCAGUACAGGACUUUACUGCCUGGACACAAAAGUUGCUCCAGAGAAGAGUUCAUGUGUGACAGUGGCCGCUGUCUGCUGCCUGUGUCGGUGUGUGAUGGCCAUCCAAACUGCCAGGACCAACAGGAUGAGGCGAACUGCAGCCAAAAACACAAAGAUUGCGGGGGGCAGAAAACCGGGCCGUAUGGCUUCCUGGCCAGUCCAAAUCACCCGAGGCCUUAUCCUCACCAGCAGUUUUGUGUAUGGCACAUAUCUGUUGAGGAGGGCCACGUCAUCAUGCUCAGCUUCAAAAACUUCAGCCUGGAGAUUCAGGAUGUGUGCGAGUUUGACUAUGUGGAGGUUUAUGACAGCAGCAACACGGGAGCGGAGAAAGUCCUGGGAAGGUUUUGUGGCACCACCCUCCCCCCAUACCUGACCUCAUCCGGUCACCACAUGACUGUGUUGUUCGUGGCAGAUGAGGGAGUGGCCGACAGUGGUUUCAACGCAACAUAUCAGUCUGUCUCCUUACUGGAAAGGACAUGUGGUCCAAGUCAGUUUGCGUGCAGCACCGGUGAGUGUCUUCAUCCGCAGUGGUUGUGUGACGGCUGGAACGAUUGUUCAGACGGAGCAGAUGAACAAGAUUGUGGCAACUCCACCUACCCUUCCUUCACUUCAGCAUGUGAGUCCAUAGAGGUGGAGAUGUGUCAAGGUCUCAGCUACAACCUCACCUCCUUCCCCAACAUCUGGCUCUCCAUCGCCGAUCAGACAGAGGCUGCCACACUUCUGCGACAGUACAGGGUUCUGAUGGAACUAGCCUGCUUCGAGCCCUUGCGGAGACUCGUUUGUGGGAUGUUCCUGCCACAGUGCAGCCCUCAGGGAGGCAUUCUCCAGCCCUGCCGCUCAGUCUGUUCCUCAGCGGAGCAACAGUGCAGCCAAGCUCUGGACCUUUUCUCCUUCAGCUGGCCCUUUAACUGCCACCUUCUGCCUGACUCACAUGACCCCGUGGAGUGCUCGCGGCCUUAAUUGACACUUAAAAAAAUAUCAGGGUUGCAAAACAAAAACAGACUUCAAGACACCAAAAAAGCAGUCAAAGCCGUUUUAUUGUACUUCAUCCUGAUUUGAAACUACGAGUUUGCAGCACCUUGCACAACAGCACCACCAACAUAUACAAUCAUGGGCACUGCUUAAGUAGCUGGUUGACUGUAAUCGGUUUAAAUAUCCAACAAACAUAACAGAAAAACAUAGCACCAAAACAAAUGCCUCACUCAAGACUAGAAUGAUAUGCCUUCUCAGCAAGGAUUCAUAGUCCAUCACAAUUAUGACUGUGAUUCUCAGUUAUCCAUGUUGUGAUAAUCCGUAAUGGGUGAAUCGAGGGGAUUGGACUCCUGUUUGUUAAAGACGUUUCAGUAUUUGUCCAAAAGGCUUCUUCAGUUCUAAAAUUUUAGGCAAACAGUCUCUCUAUUUAUGUCUCUGGUGUUUAUGUCCCAAUAGUUGUUGUUAUGAUUACCCGACGUGACUGGUGAAUGACCGUCCUGCAUACUAAAUCCUGGUGGCAAAACAACUUCCUGUGGAUGGAGACAAUCUUUGGGGAAGAGAGGACAUUGUUGUAAGCAUUAGUGUAAACUUCCUCCUCUAUUUAGUGGUGUUUUGUGGUUUGCUCUCCCAUGCCGUGCCAUGCAUUUCUUUAAGGGUUGUUUGGUCUCCUACAGUGGUGGGCCGCUUGUUUGAGAGAGGUGUGGGGGGGAAAGCUAUUUCUACUCAGGAUAUGCCCACAGGGACAUAAAUAAUGAAACUCCACACCUAAAUUUUUUGUGCAAAAGGUCUUCAAAAAAGAAGAGUCCAUUUGCAAAUCAUCGCAAUGAUUUAUGUCCACAGAUAAAUUUGCAAUGACGUCCAGCAAAUCAACUUGGCAUACUAGCCACACGAUUUGUCUUGUUAGAAAUACAUGACCAAUAAAAACUACU